Messenger RNA from Erythranthe guttata (spotted monkey flower), 1940 nucleotides. Its product is annotated as Eukaryotic aspartyl protease family protein. The record is from RefSeq and is a predicted model, not a curated record. Gene Ontology annotation, biological process: proteolysis. Gene Ontology annotation, molecular function: aspartic-type endopeptidase activity. Lineage: Eukaryota; Viridiplantae; Streptophyta; Magnoliopsida; Lamiales; Phrymaceae.
AAUGAUCAUCCAUCAUUAGAAAAAAAAAACCCCAAGAAGAAAAAUCCAGAGAAAAAAAAAAUGGAGUCACGCUUCUACUCGCUACUUCUCUUACUUUUACUGCUCGAUUUCCUCACUCUCAAUCGAGCCGAUUUGAACGGCGCCGGAGUUAUCAAAGUCAAUUACAAAUUCGCCGGCGCCGACCCCACUCUCAGCGCCCUUAGAGCUCACGACGACGUUCGCCACCUCUCCAUCUCCGCCGGCGUCGACCUUCCCCUCGGCGGCACCGGUCGACCUGACGCCGUCGGGCUCUAUUACGCUCGAGUAGGCAUUGGAACGCCUGCAAAGGAUUACUAUGUGCAAGUUGACACAGGGAGUGACAUAACAUGGGUUAACUGCAUUCAGUGCCAUCAAUGCCCCCGAAGAGGAUACCAUGACAUAGAACUUACCCUUUACAACCCAAAAGAAUCUCUUACCGGGAAACUAGUACCUUGUAAUCAUGGUUUUUGUAAAGAGAUUGGUGGAGGCUUAUCGGGUUGCAACGCAAAUACGUCAUGUUUGUACACUGAGGUUUAUGGAGAUGGGAGCUAUAGCAUGGGCUACUUUGUUGAGGAUAUUGUCCAGUACGAUCGAGUCUCUGGUGAUUUGGAAACCAAAUCAGCUAAUGGAAGUGUUAUUUUUGGAUGUGGUGUGAGACAGUCGGGAGAUCUGGGACCAUCAGAUGAUGCACUUGAUGGAAUAUUAGGUUUUGGAAAAUCAAAUUCAUCAAUGCUCUCACAGCUAGCUUCAUCGGGGAGAGUGAAAAAGAUGUUUGCACAUUGCUUAGAUGGUGUAAAUGGUGGAGGUAUUUUUGCUAUUGGGCAUGUUGUUCAACCCCAAGUCAACACAACACCGCUUGUGCAAGAUCAGCCCCAUUACAAUGUUAAUAUGACAGCCGUUCAAGUUGGUCAUGAUUAUCUGAAUCUGACAGUAGAUUUGUAUACAAUUGGAGACCAGAAAGGGGCGAUAAUUGAUAGUGGUACCACACUGGCAUAUCUGCCAGAGGUAAUUUAUGACCCACUAGUGGAAAAGAUACUCUCUUGGCAGCCGGAUUUGAAACUGCAAACACUUCAUGAUCAAUACACUUGCUUUGACUAUUCGGGAAGUGUCGAUGAUGGAUUUCCUCCCGUGACUCUUCAUUUUGAAAAUUCACUUACUCUGAUGGUUUAUCCUCAUGAGUAUCUGUUCCCAUUUGAAGAUUUGAUGUGUAUUGGAUGGCAAAACAGUGGCAUGGAGUCCCAGGAGAAAAAGAAUAUUACUCUUUUAGGAGAUUUGGUCCUAGCAAAUAAGCUAGUCCUGUAUGAUCUUGAAAAUCAAACCAUCGGAUGGACCGAAUAUAACUGCUCCUCGAGUAUAGAAUUGAAGGACGAAAUAACAGGGUCGGUACAUUUAGUAGGAGCGCACUCACUGUCCAGUGGCUGCAGUUUGAAUGUCCGAUAUAUAAUCCUCUUAGUGAUGAUGGCUCUGCUGCAUGGUUUGAUGUUCCCGCCGAUACUAUGACUUCCGAUCGAACUUGCAAAAGGUUUUAGUAAUAUAGGAAAUAUCGAAAUCUGGAAGAGAAAUCUUUCGAGAAAAUGACGACAAAGGGCAUAAACUCGAAUAGAUGUGCAUAAAUUUCACAAUUGGCAAAGCUUACAGUAGUAGUAUUAUAUAGCUCAUUUCACCUCCAAUCUUAAUACACAAUUUGCAUUUUUGUAGGCAUUAUACUAAGUCCUGAUGUAGAUAGUUCCUUGUACAUAUAUAUGUAUACUCUCUUUUAUAUAUAUAUAUAUAUAUAUAUAUAUAUAUAUAUAUAUAUAUAUAUAUGGCUGAGAAUGCUUUGUUCCAUUAGUUCUAUUUUUAUAAUUCAAAGUGUCGACACUUCAUCAAAUAGUGGUGGACGAUCUUUUUUUCUGGUUUGUUAAACCGGACAUGCAAGCAUU